AUGAGAGGAAAAAAUAAUGCUCAUAUUGUUGGAACUAAUUAUAGAUCAUUAAAACACAAUUAUAAUUUUUCCGGAUUAUCAUUUCCUACGCCUAUUAACGAAAUAAAAAAUUUUGAAAAAAAUAAUGAAAAUACAUCAGUUAAUGUAUAUGGAUUGUCAAUUAUAAAAAAAAAUAAAAGCGGCUGUGCGAAUGAUGAAAAUUUAGUUUAUCCAUUAAGAAUAGCCGAUGAUGAAAAAAGAGAUCAUUUCGAUUUACUGCUAGUGUCCAAUAGUAUUGGCAAUGAUCAUUAUAUGUAUAUAUCAAAUUUUGGGGGUCUAGUACAAAGUCAAAUGACGAAAAAUACUUCAAAAAUGGUUUUUUGCAGAAGAUGUUUUUUGGGUUUUAAUUUCAUUCGAAAAAAAUAUAAACUUUGUGGGUUUGAGGCAUUAAAUGAGCAUAAAAAAAUUUGUGGAGAAAAUAAACCAUUUUUACCAAUAAUGCCGGAGGAGGAGACUACGUUACAAUUCGAUGCUUAUGAAAAAAUGGAGGAACACCCUUUCUCAAUAUACUGUGAUUUUGAAGCUCUAUUAGAAAAAACGGAUAAAAAAAGGGGGUCUGAAACCCGCGAUAUUCAAGAACAUAAACCGAUGAGCUAUGGUUUUUUAGUGAAAGCGGCGAAUAGUGUUCCAAUUGAGGGAAAUAAAAAUAGUCGGUCUGAAGAUGUCGCCGCUCGGUUUGUAAAAGAUGUAUGUGAGGAAGCUGUGAAAAUUGAAAAACUGUUAAAAACAAAUAAUGAAAUUAUCAUAACUGAUAAAGAAACUGAAAUACACGGAUCAAAAACAAAUUGCGAUCUGUGUAACAAUGAAUUUAGUGAUUCGAAUCACAAAGUUGCCGAUCAUGAUCAUUUAAGCGGCAAAUUCAGACAUACAUUAUGCAGCAAUUGCAAUUUAAAAUUGAAAACAGUAUCGUUUGUACCUUGUUUUUUUCAUGGAUUAAGUAAUUAUGAUGCUCAUUUUAUUGUACGCGAAUUAAAUUUUUCGAAACAGCGAAUUUCUUUAAUACCGUCUACCGAAGAAAAAUACAUAAGUUUUUCAAAAUAUGUUUCGGAUAGAUUUAGUGUUAGAUUCAUAGACACGUUCAGAUUUAUGGGCGCCAGUUUGGCUACACUUGCGGACAAUUUACGCUCUGCUGGCAAACAUUUAUUUAAGGAAACAGCGAAAGUUUUUUCGACGGAGGAAAUAGAUUUGGUGACGCGUAAAGGUGUAUAUCCAUAUUCUUUCACGAGUAAUUAUGAUGUGUUGGAAAAUACAGAAUUACCUAGUAAAAAAGAUUUUUAUAACGAAUUGACUGAAUCGCACAUUAGUGAUGAAGAUUAUAUACACGCGCAAACUGUUUGGAAACAUUUUAAAUGUAAAAAUUUGGGGGAAUAUUCAGAUCUGUAUUUAAAAACCGAUGUCCUUAUAUUAGCAGAUAUCUUUUCAAAUUUUAAAAGACUCUGUUUGGAGAAGUAUAGAUUAGAACCUGCAUACUAUUAUACAAGUGCCGGUUUAUCUUUUGACGCGAUGCUGCUACACACAGAAAUAAAAUUAGAACUUAUAUCCGACUACGAAAAACAAAUUUUUAUUUCGAGAGGUAUUAGAGGUGGUAUGACAAAUUCUGUACUUAAAUAUGCUCAGGCAAAUAAUUUGAAAACACCGAAUUAUAACGCCGACGAGCCCAGGUCUGAAAUUAUUUAUUUGGAUGUGAAUAAUUUGUACGGUUGGAGUAUGUCACAAAAUCUUCCGUACGCCGGGUUUAGGUGGAUUGAUGAAGACCAGGAAACCAUAUUGAAAAGAGUGCAGCAGAUGGACGAAGAUUCAGACAUCGGGCUUGCACUGGAAGUAACUAUGUCGUAUCCGAAAGGACUGCAUGAUAUGCACGAUGAAUUGCCUUUUCUACCCGAAAACAAAAUACCCCAAAAUGCUAAAGCCAAAAAAUUGCUUUCAACUUUAGAGACUAAAGAAAACUAUGUCAUACAUUAUUUAAAUUUAAAACAGGCGAUGGAAAACGGACUUAAAGUUGAAAAAGUGCACAAAAUUUUAGAAUUUAAGCAAUCUAAAUGGCUUUCUAAGUACAUUAAAUUGAACACGGAAAUGCGACAAGCGGCUACUAAUGAUUUCGAAAAAGAUUUUUUCAAAUUAAUGAAUAAUUCUGUUUUUGGUAAGUGUAUGGAACGUGUCGAAUUUAGAAAAAAAAUGGAACUCGUGAACGAUCCUACACGUGCUGCCAAAUUGAUUAAAAAGCACACGUUCAACCAUUGUGUUACGUACAACGAAAAUUUAUCCAUAUUUGUAUUAGAUAACAAAAUUAUUCAUUUUACAAAACCGGUGUAUGUGGGAUUCUGCAUACUUGACAUUUCUAAAACGUUGGUGUACGAUUUCCACUAUAAUUAUAUGAAGAAACAUUUUAAAGAUCGAAUUAUGCUAAUGAAUGGUGAUACGGAUUCUUUAGUAUACUAUGUAAUGACUAAAAAUUUUUAUGCGGAGAUCAAGGAAAAACCUGAGUUAAUGGAGCAAUUCGACACGUCGUCGUUACCAAAAGACCAUUUUUGCUAUUCGGCCUCUCGCAAAAAAAUCCCGGGUCUCUGGUCGGACGAGUGUGGUGGGAAGGCCAUACUGGAGUUUGUCAGUCUACGAACAAAGGCGUAUGGUUUUAAUAUCGAGGGGACCGAAAAAAUCAAAGCCAAGGGAAUUAGAAGACAUGUUACAAAAAAUCAUUUGAUUGUGGAAAAUUUGAAACAAUGUCUGUUUGCCAAAGAUGAUGAAAAUGUAGAUGGUGUAAGCAAAAUUGCUGAAGCCAAAGAGGCGGCUAUCGUGUGCGGUGCUAAAGUGAUCAAAAACAUUCAUGAAAGGGCAGAUAACCCUGCAUUGCCGUUAAUUAAAUAUGAUAAGUACACGCCUUAUAGGGAAAAUGUUUCGAUAAGGUCGUAUAAACAUGAUGUUUUUACAAUAAAAUCGAUGAAAAUGACAUUGAACCGUUUGGACGAUAAACGUGUAAUUUUACCGAAUCGAAUAAACACUUGCGCUCAUGGUCAUUACCGACUAAGCAAACCGGAAUUUGAGAAGUAUUAA
Molecule: messenger RNA, 3090 nt
Organism: Daktulosphaira vitifoliae (grape phylloxera)
Lineage: Eukaryota; Metazoa; Arthropoda; Insecta; Hemiptera; Phylloxeridae
Exons: 6
Coding region: 1-3090 (1029 amino acids)
Biological process (GO): DNA replication
Molecular function (GO): DNA-directed DNA polymerase activity; DNA binding; nucleotide binding
Source: RefSeq, a predicted model, not a curated record